GAAUGAGUUGUCAAAUGGAAGGGAUAUAUCGACAUGCACGUCAAUAUUUCAGCCUUUCAAGAUAGCUAUCCUCAAGGGAGUUGAUGCACGUACAACAUCUCUUGGGAGGUUUCAUGAUUUGCGUUUAGAGAAUUGUAAGAACCUAUAGCAAAUCACAAAACUCUUUCCUAUCUGCCUGAAUUGCUAGUUACUUGGAAUAUUCAUAAUAAUAGUACAUAAUCAUGAUCACUCAUUUACUUAUGUAGUACUUAAUUUAGUAAUGCUAUGUAAAUAAUUCUGUUUUAUUUUGAGUUUUUUUCGUAAUCUAGAAGAAUGUUUAGCCUCGUUUUACUAGCUACAAGAAUUAAAAUCCCCUUUUAAGCCUAAGCUGUUGCCAAUACAUUUUGAGAUUUGCGUUUUAUUUCCCUUUUCCAAGCCUACAUAUCCCCAAGGGAGUUGGUAUUUUAGAGACAAUACUACCCAAAGGAGCUCCGAUUCCAUUUCUCUAAAACCAGAUGGGUGCACUUCACUACGAUGGAUCAACUAUUUUCUUUUUCCUUCUUUCUUUUUCCUCACCCGCGCAUCUGCUCUUCUUCUUCUUCUCCCCUGCAGCCGGCAAAGAGCCCCAGCAACCGACUGCACCCCCUUUGAGAAACCAGUAAGAAAAACUUGAUUUCUCCUUCUCUUCUUGCUCAAUAACAAGUUUUGGGACUUAGAACUCUCUCUCUCAACCCAGAAAUUUCAGAUCUGCUGCUGCCUUCUCCUUCCUUUUGCCGCCGGUUGCUACUGUGGGUAGUGGGUUCGGUUUUUCUGUGGCGUGAAAGCUCCUCCAAAUUCCCGUCGGCUUCUCCCCCUGCUAGGUCCGGUUUGCAGCUGGAAAAUUCUGGAAGCGAAACCAAGAACGAGGAAACAACGGGAAGUGACGAGUUAGAAGGCUAGACAUUUUGUAAAUUGAAUAUGGAUUUUAUAUGUAGAUCAUGAUCUUGUAAGUUAGACUGUAUUUGGAGAUUUUAUGAUAUUAAAGAAAAUUUUAAAAU
Messenger RNA from Rubroshorea leprosula, 1016 nucleotides. Lineage: Eukaryota; Viridiplantae; Streptophyta; Magnoliopsida; Malvales; Dipterocarpaceae. The record is from the annotation of a GenBank genome assembly.